Porites lobata is the source of this 30923-nucleotide messenger RNA. Lineage: Eukaryota; Metazoa; Cnidaria; Anthozoa; Scleractinia; Poritidae. The record is from the annotation of a GenBank genome assembly.
AUGCCAAAGAUUGGGAAAUCUGUCUCGACGGUGAAAUGCGUGACAAUAAUAUUGUGCUUUUUAGCUUUUGUUGAGACUACCAAGAUUAUCAAGAGUGUAAAAUCUAAAAAUAACCUUGAAAAGAGAGAUAAAUUUUCGGUCAAAAAUGAUUUAUUGUCCAAAGUACACUUUAAUGCGCUUCCACCAGAGGGACCAAAUGGAAAUCGUGUACGACGUCGAAGAAGUACUUCUCUACAUGAAAGAAAACCCGGGCAAAAUUAUUUAACGAAAAGGAUUAAGAAGCAAAGCGAGGUUUCUUCAGGUGGAAACAAAAAGAGAGACUUCUUUUUUAGACCGGAAUCUCCAUUUAGCCAAAUGAUCACUCCUCGAAGGAUAAUGCUGAUUCGCCGCGGGGGGAGAGGUAAAUGGUAUAUUGACCUCUUAGUUUCAAUGUCCUUUUGUGUACGUUUUUACUUAAACAAGAAACAUAAUCGCUCUAUGUGUCACGGUUCAGUUGCAUAAGGCUGUACACUAGGGUUUUUGAUUUCACUUUUUGGGAGUCUCUAACUACAACCCUGUUCAAAACAUCUUGGGACACUUAAGGAAACAAGGCGCGAAGACGCAUUUUGCUAAAUUAACUCGUUUUCUACCUCUCAGCCUAUAUCUGCUGUCCCCCUCUCCCCCAAGCAAUGUUGAUCGUGUUGAAAAAGACUUGAAUGCAUAACGUCAACACUGUACGGGGGGGAAGGGGUAGGGAAAAUGCGUCAUUUUGACUAGCUAUUGCGCUGAUGUCUCAAGAGUUUUGACCAGGAUUGUUGCUGUAAAUCACUGUAACUAAUCAAAGAGCACUUGCCACCGCGUUUUAACUUUUCUGCAGAUUGUUUUUAUACUCUUCUUGCCUCUUGAAGUAAGGCUCGUUGCUUCCAAAGUCUAAUUUAAUAGUCAGAAUUAACAUCUGCCUUUUCAAGGGAAAGCCCACACUUCGCCCCCUAUAAGGAAAUCCAAGACAGUCUAGGAUUCUGGAUUCCACGCCUUGGAUUCCUAAUUCCAGGUACUGGACUCUUGAUUCAAUGUUAGUGGAACUUGGAUUCCAAAUUCAAAUCGUUAGUGGGAUUCCGAAUUCCAGAUUCCACAUUCCAAAAUUUCCCGGAUUCGGAUAUACGUGUUGCAGAAGCUUUGAACAAGGCAGUACUGACGUAGCUAUAUUAAAUUAGUGCUCUAAUUUGCCAUGUUACUUUGCAGGAUCAUGUUUCUCUCACGCGUGCCAUCAUGGAGGAAUGUGUAGGGCUCGUCGUCAUGGGUUCUAUUGCGAGUGUCUACCAGGUUUUAUGGGCACAAGAUGCGAAGGUUUGUUACGUGUAUCUUUUUCAAGUCAGUGUGCAUUUUCCAAUACUGAUUCAAUGAUAACGAUAGUGAAAGCGAUAUCAGUAACGAGUACGAUUAUCACAAUCACGAUAGCAAAAACGAUAAUGGUGACGAUGGGAGAGUUUCACCGCCAUGUGGUAGCAAGAAUCCCAUAAGUGUAGGUGGCCGCGACCAUCUUUAUGUGGGCCGUGUUCUAAAAAAAAGACACCCCGGAAAGCUUCAAUUUGCUUUUUUUUUUUUUUUUCACCUAAAGAGCUAGUACGGUUAUUUAUACUAAAGGAGGUGAAGCCCUCUCCAGAUAGCAAAAUGAUAAAACUUCUUAUAUUUGAUACUUUAUUCCCGCCACUACGACAUUCUCGCAAAAACUCGUAGUGGAAUGACGACGGCUAUCACGUUUUCCCGCCAAAAUGACGCUGGUUCACGCGUGAGCAAUACUCAGUAUUGAGGAAAUCUCGUACUCGUAGUCGUUUUCGUCUCAGAAUCUAAAAGUCUCUAUUGCGUUAUAUGUCGUCGUUAAGUAUCAAAGGGUUCUUUGGUUUAUUUGAAAGUAAAACAGCACUAUUGUAGUUAUAUCUACUUUUUUAUCUUAAAUUGCAGUGAAAAAAGAAUGCAAGCCUACAACAUGUAAGAACGGAGGAACAUGUACAGAGAUAGCUUUAGGGAGACAUCUGUGCACAUGCCCGAUUGGUUUCCUUGGUGAUAAUUGUGAAGGUACAAGGUUCAAACCUAUCAUUCGUACCAACAAUGGGUUAUCUAGGGCCAGUUCUUUAAAGAUUACAUUUUUUUUCAGUGUAAAUACUUUCCCAUCUCUAGUUUCCUACUUUCAGUUCUAUAGGCCUUUUUUCGGAUUCUCUGGGAAACUGCCCACCUACCCCUCCCCUAAGCCAACAUUAAUACGUACUUCUCACUUAGGACAAAAUGUUGGCUUAGGGGAGGGGUAAGUAGGCAAUUUCCCAGAAACUUAUAAUGAUCCGACAUAGAUCAACAUAGCGUUAUGAAAGUCAGAGAGAGUAGUUUUACAAGAAAUCAGGCUUUCUUGAAAUCCUACUUCAGAGUCUUCUAUCGCUAUCUUCCUACUGUAAAUCGCCGGCUUUCACCUUUUAACAUGGCCUCACGCGAACAAAUUGUAUCGGCAAGUGAAGAUUUGCUCUGAAAAUUUGGGCACGACCACAGACCAAAAAGUAUUUUUGACGUGCAUCGUUCAAAAACGUCUUUGCUUAAUCUCACUACUAUUGGAUUCAGUAUUGUAGGGUUAUUCAGUAUUGAUAGUUUUUGUUGUCCUUUUAGAAAGAAGCUUUUGUCACCCCAGUCCUUGCCUCAACGGAGGCACAUGCACCGAGAUUGAUGAGUCCUACAUGUGCGUAUGCGCACAGGGAUACAAAGGAAAGAACUGCGAAAGUGAGUGAGUACAGAGUCUGUAAACAGCUUUUAAUGCUGCGCUUUUCUUCUGUUUUCCGUGACUGUCUUAAAAGCCAACUUACUUUGUGUACUUUGUAGCAGUCCCUUGGGUAGGGCUGUCGCUAAGAUUCUAUGUUGCCGGGUAUAUGCAAGUACUAGCCGUAGAAUUGAACCGAAUUGAAUUGCUUCUAGUUUUCUUUCUUUUUUCCCAUGAAAGGAGCCGGGGGGGUCAUGCUCCUAGUAGCCUUGGGGAAAUCCCUGGCCCCCCGGAUCCUUUGUGACAGCCCCUACUUGGGUGUCUGUAGUAGACGGAGUAGCGUCCUGAACCAUUGGCAAUUACUGGUUUGCAAUCACGUGACAAGGCGGAUAUAAUGGUGGUCAUACAAUAAAUUUUGGUAGAAUUUACAUGAAGGGGAGUUCAGUUCCCCUAAGAGAGAUAUAGUUUUGUUCUUAUCAUCAACAUGCCCGCCGUGACGUCAUGUGCAAACUUGCAAUACCUUUUUGCGAAAAAGGAAGGAAAAACCCGUGAAAAGUCGUUUUCGUUGAAUCGCGAAGUUAAACCAGUUAAUCCAGUUAUUGUAGAGUUCCUUAUAUUGGCUUGUUUUUCUUAUGGAAUAUUUCUCACCUCGACAGCCAUCAACAAAUGUUCACCUAACCCUUGUAAAAACAUGGGUGCAUGCUCUGAAUUUGAGGAUGAUUACGUCUGCAACUGCCCACAAGGAUUCAAAGGAAAAACUUGUGAAGGUACGUUCAUCUACGAGACUCACCAUAGGUAUAUUGGACAAAAUCGAAGUUGCGACGAUCGCUAUUGAUGAGGCAACGAUCACUCAUUUUCAUCGAGUGUGAGAACGUUAGUAUGGAGAUGACGGCAACGAAAUCUGCCAAAAAAUCAUGUGCGGCACGUUUGAGUUUUUGGUUUGCUUUUUAAACUUGUCGUUUCUCAUUUCUGUCGUUGAUUUCCUCGCCGUGGUUGGUCGAACUCGCCAGUACCGUUUCCCCACAAAUAAUUCUUUACGUGCAACGAUUUCGUUGAAAAGCCGAAGAUAAGGUGGAAAAGGUGCCACGAAAACGACUUCCGCAAGUACCCAUCGAGAGGCUCUUUUAAUAUAGCAUUAAAAGGGUUCAUGAGACAACUGUUAUAAUUUUAGAUAAUCUCAUGAUACUGCUUAUUUGGGAGUAAGGCAUUCAACAUUAGCAGUUUAAGCUACCUUCCUGUAAUUCCGUUUGCAAAGUUAUACGUUUACAGCUGUCUUCCAAUUGCGAACUUAUCCACGUUAUCUAAAAUGUUUUUAUUUUUUACCUCUCUUAUAGUCAAAAGUGAAUGUUCUUCAGUGUACUGUCUGAAUGGAGGAACAUGCAGAGAUGAACCAACCGGGUAUCACUGUGAUUGUCAGUUUGGAUUCUAUGGAAAACGUUGUGAAGGUAGAUUGAAGAAACAAGCCAGUCAUAGAACUUAUUUAUAGUACUUAUUUAACGUAUAAAUUAAUCACCUGGCGACGUAUUGGAGUCCAAUUUGGUGUUAAUUCAUAGUCCGCUCAUUAAAAUCCACUCAUUUGUUUGCUCUUUACAUAAGGCAUCGAUCGACUCUUUCUUGUUAGCAUUGUUAGAUCAUGGUAAAAAUGGAAAAGUUCUUUUACACCGACAUAACUCAAAGCACGAGAAAAAUCAUAAUCCACAGAAGACUGCCGACAUUUACGACAUUAAUAAACAGCGCUUAAGGUGAGGCUAAUGUAGCAGCGCGAUGCAAUUGUUUUUAAAGUGAAGUUAGGUGAAGUACGAGUUGCCCCCGAACAGGGUUAUUUCCUAUGGCAACUGAUAGUUCUGUCUGCAUUCUAUUUGGACUACGAGAAGUCCCCAUUUUUCCUCAGGGAAAGUAGAGCGCGCGUGAAAAUCACCCCACGCGAGAAAGGCGAGACGCGGCGGGGAGAGAGAAAAAUGAGGGACUACAGACAAAGUCCAAGCUUUUGACCUUUUGACCUCAUUUUUUUCUAUUCCCGCCGCUCUCGCCCUUCUCGCGUGGGGUGAUUUUAACCCGUGCUCGCUUUUCGCUUGGUCUACCAACCUUAAGGAAAAAUGGGGACUACUCUUAGUCUACAUUCUAUUGGGCUUUGAUCAAGUCGGUCCUGUUUGGUUAUUUUUAGCCUUAAUGUGAUUGAUUCGAUCAUCUCUGCUUCAAUGAAGCUUACUAAUGGCAGCAAUGUAAUUGGCUUGGCGUUUUGCCCUACCGACGACUCGGCCCUGAUUCGAAAAAUUUGCCCAUACCCUUGACCUCUAACGUUAGCUUGUACUGGUCCUCUUUCUAUUUUGCUUCCUUUUUAGCUUCAACCUUUCACUCGUUGUUCAUUUUCAACCUUGUUACAACUGAACACGCCCUUGAAACCACUUAUCUGAAUCUGGAAAUAGUUAAAUGUUUAACACGUUGUCUAGUCUCUUGUGGCUCUCACUGGAAUUUUGCUUUAAUUUGUUCUAUUAAUUUAUAUCUUCUUAAUAAUGAUUAUAAUUAUGAUUAUGAUUGGUAAAAUGUAACUUUUCUUACUGGCUUUCUUAGUUUAAAUGUAGUUGUACGUAACCUCUGCUAACCCUAGUCGAAUACUGUAUCUUUAUGUAGCCUCUGCAUGCCACCCUAAUCCCUGUCAAAAUGAUGGGGCUUGUCUAAGAUUUGGUACUCAAUCCUUCUGCCAGUGCAAAACAGGAUACUCUGGAAAGGGGUGUGAAGGUAUGAAGACUUUGCAGUUUUACUUUUCCGUGGAGAUAAGGUAUGCUUCCAUUUCGUUGACCUAAAAUCGUGCCGCCUAAAUCAGGAUUGGUGGAUUGUACCCCUACAGCAAGGAGCCCAAAGUGUGACGUACAUUAAGUAACUCACAUUCUUUUAUGCAGACAUUAACCAAUCAUAAGUCGAAGCCAGUUUCCAGCUGGCUUCUGAUUGGAUGAAAUCUGUAGGAAAGAAUGUGAAUGAAUCAGAAGCGGUCAAACUUUUGGGCUUCUUGCUGUAAUAAUCUAAGGUCUACGCUAUACCUUGCUGGUCAAACUUUUGAACGCGGUCAAUUUUACUUUUACCGUUUACUCGGUAUGUUGUCUUGUUAGAAUUAAAAAUAGUGAGGGAAUUCCUUUGAAAGUGUGUACAGCUUCUUAGGCUGUGUCUACGCUGAAUUGGCUAGCUCUUGUGCCGGCACAAAAACCAUAUCGGAUUAGUCUUUCUUCACACAAAAGAACCGUGAUUUGGGGACAGAAUUUGUAAAGGGAUGAUGCUGCGCCGCGCCGACCGUGGAAGUGGAUCGUCACGUAUCGGAGCGGUUUCUGCGCCACUUCUCGUGGUAGUGUGGACAGGUUUAUACGGAUCAUAAUACGUAUCCGGAGAAAACUGGUCACCUACCCCUCCCCUAAGCCAGCAUUAACACUUACUUCUCUCCUAGGGAAAAAUGUUGCCGUAGGGGAGGGGUAGGUGGGUAGUUUUGCAGAAACGUAUAAUGAUCCGUUUAUACCAGGCCGGAGUAUUUUUCAUGUAGAUAUAUAAAGCAGGGCUCGAAAAAGGUCCCGUCCGGUAGUCUGGGACAAAUAGAUUUCUUGCUGGGCAAGGAAUUGUAAAGCCCACUUGCCCUUAGGCAAAGGCCUGGGGAAGUCAUCCUCUAAAAAAAUCAUUAACUAAGAUGAGCACGAAAUGUCCCCUGGUAAGCAAAAUGAGAAUGGUGCUUGCUCAAACAACAAGCUGGAAUUCAAUUAUUUUCUUGAGUCCUGUGAAGCUAUCCGUUAUGGAGUAGACAUAGCCUAAAUGAGUCUGGUUUAUUGUAAGCCCCGGGGAGGGGAGGGGAGGGGGGAGAAAGAAUAAAAUGGAACAGCAAACGUACCCUCAUCCCCCUAAAAAAAAGGAUGAAGCCGCGCGAACGCCAAGACGCACUAUUUUCCAAUCCUUGAUUUGAGGGGAAUGGGGGAGUCUCACUUCUCCGUGUAUUUUCUCCAAGAUUGUCAGUACCUUUUUUCUGGCUUGUUUCAAACCCUCCCUCAAAAUCACGGGCAUAUAUAAAUUUUAACCCCUGUUUCUUCCUUCACUUUUAACACAAUCUGUUUCUUUAUAGUUAAGAAAGCCUGUACUCCCAGUCUUUGUCUUAAUGGAGGCACGUGCGUAGAUGGAUCACACACUAACAGUCAAUACGGAUUUGCAUGCAUCUGUUUGAACGGUUAUGAUGGCAUUAUAUGCGAAAAGCAACUCCCUCAAGAAGAUACCUUAGAUCACACGUUAGCAGCUCAAUGAACUGUGCUGGAAUUCCAGUAUUCAAUCAAACACUCAAGUGAGAAUUAAUUAGUAACCAUUUUAACUGUGUUACAAUUCCGUUAUGCAUAUUUUUUAACAUCAAUAGUUUUUAGUAAAGGGAAAAGAACAUUCCAAAUCAACAAUUACACGUUAGAUGAGACGCUAAUAGCUCUUUGAGAUUUGUUGAAACUGCGAUAUUUUUUAGCCUUGAUAAUAAAUGUAAGAAAACAAUCGGUGGUUGCAUAAAACACUUGAGAAAAGUUUAACCUCCGUAAAUUUGCAAGAGAGGGGGGUGGGGGUUAAUUUCUUCUGCAAAAACGGUUUUAUCACAUCCAUGGUAUGACGGGCUCUCAUCCUGUUCCAGCCACAAAUUAGCGUCCAGAUCCCCUAAUUAAUGGACGCUAAAAAAAGCUAUUGCCGCCAUCCAUGUAGAUGACAUUCAGAUUUUGCGUCAUUUUUAUAACUGACUUUAGUAGAUGUCACUACGUGAGAAACUGAUAAUGUCAAUUUCAGCAGUUAAAAUUGCAUCCCGGCAUUACUUCGAUUUCCUAAGUUGUCAAAAAAUGUACUUUUAACCUGUUCAGUUAUGUUAGCGUCAAAAUGUGUCUGAGUGUAAUUUAUAAAACAGACGUUGUUAAUUCGUUUUGACAGAGUAAAGGAAAACAAGGUCCUAAUAUCAGGUGACUAGAAAACACCGAGCAAUUAAACCAUCCCUCAACACAGUUUCUUUAUCCAAAACACUCAAUCAAAAGUUAUUUAAGCUAUAAUUUCUUGGAAACACAAGUUCAUACUACAGUCAAGCGAUCUAGCAUGUAUGGAUGAAGAACUUCCAGCAAUUUCAAGUAAACUUUAUUUUUAAGUGAAAACCUGUUAAGUUAGCUUUCAAAUCAGUUAACCGCGACGAAGCAAAGAGGCUUAGGUUUUGAGGCCAGUGAACCGUGAGCAGGUCGUGAAACCUAAUGGCUUUUUUUUAUUAAGGAUUCAGACAUCACAAAAAAACGCCCAUUUUGUGAAACUUGACAUCGAGCGGGUUUUGACUGGGUAGUACAUUGUUAGUAAUAAAUGGAUGACUUCAUCUUCUCGGUGAAGUCACUCAAACCCGCGAAACUCGAUCCCAAUUAACUUCCCUUGUUCGAAAUUUGUAUUAUUUUGGGACUUAAAUCAAAUGAAAUGGGAAAAAUGCAACGAACUCUGGUGGAUUAUUUAACUAGGACGCAAAUGCAGUGAUGAUGAUGAAAGAAUUUUGGCCGCAGGUUGUUGUGUUAUGGACUGUUCUUCUUUCGAUUUACCAGGCAAGAUGUAAACAUCUUCGUCACAAAGCCACCGGUUCAUUGGAUACAUUUAAUCAUAAACGUAAACUCGAAUAUCAUUAUCCACACGGAACCGUUGUGUAUUUGAGAUUUUCAAAUGAGGCAGCAAAAAUUGUUGGAGAGACCAGUGAUUCUCUCAGUGACUCUCAGAGAAGAUUUAGACGAGAGAAAAAUGACAGUGACUCUAAAGAUAAAAGAAAGUUAGGUAAAAUAUUUUCGCACCAUUCGUCUUUGUUACCACAGCCUGCUAAACCUCUGCGUGUAGUAGCAACAUCGGCUGUAAUAAAAAACCGACGAAAAAGUCCGCGACCACUUAAAGCAAUCCACAUAUGGGGACCGACGCCAUUCAGGACAGUGAUAGAAAAUCUUCGAAGGCUGAACCUAAAGAAUAUUCAAAGCCAAAGAGCUGCAGUAAAGAGACUAUUUCUUCCAGCGCAAAUUUUAAAUGCUUUUAGAAAGCAACAACUUCAUGGACGAAUUUUGCCGUUUCCACAUCCAAGCGGAUCGCUUCCGCUUGUUCCUCGAGCCAUUCAUUUUCAGAGCGUGGGACAAAGAUUGCCACCACCAAUUGUGAGGAAUCUACCAGGGCCAGUGCAGUUUGCGCCUCCAGCCCUUGAACCCAUUCCUCCCUUGCAUGAACUCGGCCCCUUGCAUACGCGAGAACAGGAUGUAGGCCCUGCGCAUGAUUUUCCCUCAGUCGGGCCAGUUGGUGAGGUUGCACCUGAUCAAGAAGUAGCUCGCAUGCGCGGAAUGGAUCUUAACGAUGUGACUCCUGUGCGAGAGAUUGGUCCUGUUGGCGAUAUAGGUCCCUUGCAUGAUAUGGCUCCCGUACAGGGGCUAGGUCCUGUUCAUGAAAUAGGGCCCUUUCAUGAUAUGGCUCCCGUGCAGGAGAUAAGUCCUGUUCGCGAUUUAAGCCCCAUGCAUGAUGUGGCUCCUGUGCGGGAGAUUGAUCCUGUUCACGAUAUAGGCCCCCCGCCUGAUAUAAAUGCUGUUCCAAAUAUCGCUCCAGUUCCUGAUGAUAUCGUUCCAGCUCCACAGAUGGUUCCAAGAACCUUCGAUAUCAGCCCCGAAAUGGCGCCAAAUUUUCAACCACCCAACAGUAUGUUUGCGCCGCCAUUUCCUUGGCUCGCGGGGGAAAUCCACGAAAACGUUAACCGUCACGUUCACAAAGGCAAGUUAAGAUAAUUAUUAUAAUUAUUAUUAUUAUCAUCAUCGUCGUCAUCGUCAUCAACAUCAAUAUCAUCAUUAACAUCAUCAUCAUUAUCAUUAAUAUUAUUAUUAUUAUUAUUAUUAUUAUUAUUAUUAUUAUCUUGGUUAAAAACCUAUGGUUUUUGCGUUCUGAAACUGGUUAAAACCUAAAGGUUUUUUGUAAAAGCAACAAAACUCAUUUCUAGAAAACGGCGUGAUAACUUAUUUUAUAAAAGAGACGAAAAAAGCUUUCCACCGGGUUUACCGGCGUGAUUACAAGCUUUUCUCGUGUUCUCCCAACAUACCGCGUAGGUUAUCACGCCGGUAAACCCAUAGGAAGUCUGGUCUUUUGCUUAAAUAAUUCUUAUACUGCUGUGUUGUCCUUUAAAAAGAUUGCGAUUAAACGAUUAGCAUCUAAAUGGUGUUACAGAUAGAAACACAAUUGCUCAAAAAUAAUGCUUGCUUCACUCUACUUGUCUGCUUUUCAAUAAAACGAUGAUAAUGCCUUCUUUUAGAGCACCGAUACCUUUCCAGUCAGCGUGAUACUUUGUUUGACGAUAGUAGAGAAGUAACAAAUAUUGUUUAUGUCACAUUAAAUUAUUGGCACAUCACACCCUACAAGUUAUCCCCUUAAAACCACUAACAACGUUCAAAAUAAUUUUGUGACUAGUUACUUUUUUGAAGGGAAAGCUGGGUGUGACUUUUAGUAUUGUAAUUUUUUAUUGCCGAUGGUGAUUUUCAUGUCUGCAGGUGUUUCCAAAGCCAGAUGUACUCCAAACCCCUGCAGAAACGAAGGCACGUGUACAGCGAUCGACAAACACUACGAGUGCACGUGCGCAGUUGGAUAUAUGGGAAGGAACUGCGAAGGUAUGUGAAGGGUAAUAGUCAUAUUCGAAUUAUUAUGUGUUUUCAUAGUUAAUAUAUUGAAAUGGUUUUGAAAGCCGUUAGACUUCUUUGUUAUGUUUCUGUUAGAUUUUUUUUGAGUCGACGGUGCACAACGUUCAAUAGCAUUCACAUCUGUUUGAACUUAUUGACCAAAAGGAACAUCGCAAAUAUUUAUUCUGUCAUCAUUUGUGAACGAAAAAUAAACAACUAAGCAUUGCGCAUGGUCCAGCGACCGACAGGGAGCAUCCAACAUAAACCGCAGCAGCAUCGUUUUCAUCCUGGAUGUUUCCGGUUUUCACAACCAGUCUCUUCUUCUAAAUAUGGUGUCUCUUAGAUCAUUUUCCUUCCUCCAUAAAAGUCAAUAGUAAGCUUGAGCUAAGGCGUUAGGGAGCUUAAGCAACAGCGUUUUUGAGCGACGGACGUCAACCGGAAGUGAACGUUUUGCGUCAUUGGGCAGUGGUUUGGUUAAAACUCUCGGGUAAAUCGUCUCUAAAAGAGAAAAGAAAGUUAGUAAUGACAAUUUGUUAGCGUCAAGGCAUAGAAAACGAGAGAAGGUCUCACUUCCAGUUGACUUACAUCGCUCAAAAACGUGUUUGCUUAUGUUCCCUAUUUUCGAGCGACGCACGUAACCGGAAGUAGACUGUAUCCAUUCUUGGGCAGUUUUUUUUUUUUACCCAAAUUUUCGGUCAAAUUACCUUAAAUAAACUAUACACGCUUAGCAAUACAAAUUUGGAAGCCUUAUGGCUAUUAAAAAGAGAAAGGGUCUCACUAUCUCUCUCAAAAAUGCCUUUGCUUAAACUCCCUAAUAACAUUUUUUAGCUUUAAGAGAAGAGUAGCAGAGUAGACGUAGGGAAGUUGUAUUGUUUAUACAACUCCCGUUGCCUUGGAGUUUCUUUUGUCUAGCCCUCAGAGUCGCUUUACGAUACAAAUGACCGAUUGAAUAUUACUCUCGGAUAUCAGGAAAGAAACUAUUCAAACAAGUAACAUAUUGUGGACAUAUUUGAUUUAGAUGUCAAUCACUGUCUUCCAAACCCAUGUAAAAAUGAGGGCAAUUGUUAUGCAACCAAAGAUGGAUAUCACUGCACAUGCGUGAAGGGUUUCAAGGGACCAAACUGUGACAGUAAGUGCCAAUUCUACAUAGAACAUGUUAAAUUUACUCAACUACUGUAAAUCAGUUGAUACAUUAAGAAAAAAGACAUGAAAAUGAAAAAAAUAUCAAUAGGGGAUCUUCCAUAAUUGACCACUUUAGGAACGAGAAGGAGAGAGGACCGAUUUAACUUUCGCAAAGACUUCUGGGAUUGUUUCUAGAGACAGUGCCUGUUACAUUUGAAAGCGUCGUUUCCUGCGCCACAGGUUUACUUAUCAUUAUUCGUUUCUGGUAAAUUACCCACCCACCCCUCCCCUCAGCCAGCAUUAACACUUACUUCUCACUCAGGGCAAAAUGUUGGCUAAGGGAGGGGUAGGUGGGAAGUUUCCCAACCUUAGCCCGAGUGGUAGAACAGGCAAGAAUAACCUCACAAAUAGAAGUAAUAGCUUACCAGCCUCGAUUUCUCGGCGAUAUUGUAAGUUUCAGAUGAUCGUUUUAUCUGUUCAGACUAGGUUAAUAUAGUAUCGUAUUUAUGAAAUUUUUAUCUUAAUGUUAUCUCGUCAGUUAUCAGCAAGUGUAUUCCAAGUCCUUGUAAAAAUGGAGGGUCGUGUGAAGAGGAUGGCAAGUCAUAUAAAUGUUCAUGUCCUUCAGGCUUCAAAGGGAGUAACUGUGAAGGUAUGUUCUCUUUCAAUCUUCGGAAUAAAGGAUAAGCUCCUCUUGUUAUGAGGGCGGCCAAAUUCGAGCCCCCAAAAUAUAAGUUCCCUGAGAGAGGCCUUUGAAAGGUGUGCUUGCAAACCUCUCUUUUCCCCACUUUCUUGUCUUUUUUUUUUUAACUUUAUGGUAUCAGGAUCAAAGAGUGCGGCAAAGUUAAUCAGGAUCUGUAAAACUUGCGACUGAUGUCAUGAAUCCCUGAAAUAGUUUUUUCUUUUGUGCUGGUACAUGUACCUAUAUAUUAGUCAGUAAACCGCUGUUGUCAAUUAAUAUUGGUUGUCAGUCAGAAAAUACUAGAACUGACUUGUCGUCCGAAGGGCUAAAUGGAUUUCUGUUAGUCUCAAGAACUUAUUAUUUUUAAGUCAAUAACUGAUAAAUUUUUCAUUUUUGCAUUUCUUUUCUUUCAGCCGCAGAUCACUGUGCGGUCAGCAACCUCUGCAAAAACGGUGGCAUAUGCAUUAACGGAGAAUAUUCCUUUGAGUGCAAGUGCUUGCCAGGUUUUUAUGGAAAAGACUGUGGAGGUAUGGUAUCUAAACUUGCCUGUGUGGCUGCGCAUGCGUCGUAGACGUCAUCUAACCCGGUUUAGUAACAUCUGCGAAGCAGCGUCCAUAUCCUUGUUCUGAGCCCCCAAAGGACUCAAUGAAUUACCGGAAGUACGUUUCAAAUUUCCUUUCAACCUGAUUGGCAAAUUGACAAUGGCUUUUUAACGGGCCAAUCAUGGCACGUACUCAAAUCCUGGAACACACGGGUGGGGGCCCAGAACCAGGAUUUCGGUCCUGUUUCGCAGACGGACUUAACCAGAAGUUUAGAUCCGUUUGAGGUGCAGGCUAGCUGUAAACUCGUUUGUUUGUUUGUUUGUUUAUAUUUCAUGUCAAUUUUUAUUUGUAGGCUUAACUUUAUCUGAUUACAUUGAUCAAAGACCUCUUUAGCUUCUAUGUUUUGUUUUGUUUUGUUUUUAGGGGAAUUUGCUCAUUUUUCUUUUUAUAAAUUAUGCGUACCUAUAAUGCACGUGAAAAAGACAAAUUUGAAAGGAACAGUUCUCUGGAGUAUUAUCACAUGACCCACACUGGGAAAACAAAGCACACAUGCUAGAGAAGUCAGUCUAUUGAACUGAAUCGAAGAACACAAAAAGAACGAGUGGAAAGUACCUUUUUAUUUAAUUGUUAUCAUUUAUCUUUUUUCCCAACAGAUUUAGAUGUUUGCUUUUCGAGCCCUUGUCAAAAUGCUGGAACUUGUCAUAAUGCCGGAGCUGGCCAGUUUAUGUGUUUGUGUCCAGCAAUCUUCAGAGGGAUAACAUGUGAAGGUAAGAUAACGAAAACGUUCUUACAAUGUCUGUGGCACCUAAGGGCGUACAUUCUCCAUUUCUCUUUGGUCUUCCCUCUGUUAUACCUUCGUGUGCGACCACCUCUCGUAAGCGAUCGACUCCCAUAUGCGACCAUAGAUCCAAAACACCUAAGGUUUUCGAGUCAAAGCUCUAUGAUUAAAGACCAUCUCUCGUUAGCAACCGCUAUUACUUUGGGGUGCUACGGUUGUGCAAUUUUCGGCCAUGAGUUUUAACUUCUUUUUAGAGGCCACUUGACGCAUAGUAUGGUCUGUUUGUUAGCUGAAUGUACUGCGCCAAUUGGAAUAUACGAAGAGAUUUCUGUAACAGCUUGAAACCACACAUAUCACUACUUAGAAAUGGCAUGCAAUAACUUUUCUUCCAAAAAGUAGAUGUGUCAGGACCUCUUCUCGAAAGAGACCCUCGGUGGUUCGAUUAUUGUAAGCGACCACUCAAGUCGAUAGGGUCGUUUGCUCUUGUAAGUUAUAGCGAUGCUUGAACAAGUGAUGACGUCAUUUCAAAGAUGGCCGCCGUCUUGGAUUCAGCCGAAGAUUAUGAGGAUUUCGUUAAGAAAAGAUUUAUAAAAGGUAAAUUGUCGUAGGUUAUUUGUUGAUCUGCAAGGCGAUCAUGCCAAACAUACAAUUUUGAUAGAAACGCAGUGAAUAAUUGAAUGUGUUGGUAUAAGUCUUGAGGAAAUAGCCAUGAUUUCCUUAACCCAAUCUCUGUCGCUUUUUUCCCAAGGAUUUUUUUAAUGAAACUUUAAGCCUUCAUAUCAAGGACUUCUCCAUAACAUUUUUGAAUGCUUUAUUGCUACAUUCACUCCAUUUACAGAAAGGGUACCAAAAUGCGAGACACAGCCUUGUCACAAUGGAGGAACGUGUGUGGAAGAUGAUCAUGACGAAGAAGGAUUCCAAUGCACUUGCUCUGAAAAAUAUCAAGGGAAACAUUGUCAAGGUACAAAACGUAAUUCAUAUGAUGGUGAUUCAAACCCAAUGAAGGGUUAAUUUCUUAUGUCAGGGAAAUUGUACGUGCGUACGCGGGUAAAUAGAGUAGAGGCAAUAUAGAACUACUUUAAUUAAGGCGCGUAAAAUUUACCUGCGUGAACACGUAAAAAUUUCGCGAUAGUAGAAACCUACCUUAAAGGUUUUUUUUCUUUUUACACCGACUCGACAUUUACAAAAGACAAAGGCCCAUCCCGCUAGUAGAAUUUCAAGCAGACUUCGAUGUGGUUACACCUUGCUGCUCUGGGAAGAAAAAAUGUUAUACCUGGUGUAGAAGCUGCCCAUGCCCACCUACCCCUACCCUAAGCCGACAUUAACACUUACUUCUCACUCGGGGCAAAAUGUUGGCUUAAGGGAGGGGUAGGUGGGCAGUUUCCCAGAAACACAAGGAGUGUUUGCUGACUUGAAUAGUUCUGAUGUAGCACCUUUUUUCAUAGAAACGUGAACUAGGAGAGAAGGGUGAACAAAUCCUAUUUUCUUUGACUGCCCAUUUUUAGGUCGCAGUGUCCCAUUGAAAAUUUGCGUCAAUUCCCAGUGACAAAAAACUACGUUGUUAAAUUCAAGUCUAUUACUGAAUCAUUUUUUCCCGUCGAAGCUACCCCAAUCCCAGUUUUACUCGUUCACGACCCUUUUAUUAACUGAAUUGUACGCGUAACUGAAAGGUAUAGAAGAAAAUCCUAAAUAUCCGUUUGCUCUGAAAUCAACUUGCCGCAGUUGUUCAAACGGUGGAUAGCGUUAUCUACCGGAUAAAUCACUAUCCAUUGGAAAUUGCAAUUGGUUUCCCUAACUCUUAUCCACUGGAUACUGCUUUAUCCGUCGGAUAACGCUAUCCAAACAAUGGACAACUGUUGCCAGAUGCCAAUUCAUAACCCUUUUUUUUUCAUUUAUUGUUGAUAUUAGCCUUACGAAGCCAAUGUUUCAAGAAUCCCUGCUUGAAUGAAGGAAAAUGUAUUGACGUUGCCGAUACUUAUAAAUGUAUCUGUAAAGAAGGAUAUGAUGGCUCGACAUGUGAAGGUAUGUAGACUAUGUGGACGGAUUACAAUGUUCUUUAGUUUACUUUUUACCUGUCUAUCGCAAAACAGGGUACAUAUAUCGCAAGGAGAGAAAUCUCGCAAGUUAAAGUACAACCGAUUUUGACUUUUGUUCUCCCUUGAUCUUGAGUUCGUCACUAACUAAAGAGUCGCCCGAUGUAAUGGAGUCCUGAUUCCGGAUUCCGGGAAAUCUUGGCUUGUGGAAUCCGGAAUCAUGUGCUUUGGAGUCCAGAAUACGGCUCAACGAAUCCGGAAUCCCACUAACGAUUGGAAUCCGGAAUCCAAGUUCCACUGACACAGAAUCCGUAAUCCAGUACCUGAAAUCCGGAAUCCACCGCUGUGGAAUCCAGAAUCCAAGACUGUCUUGGAUUACUUUAUAUGGGGCGAAAAGAGGUGGUAGCGAAAAGAAAACAACAUACCGUAAAAUUCCGAAAAUAAGCCCCGAGGCUUAUAUUUUUCAAAGGCCCCUUUAGAGGGGCUUAUUUUUGGAGGAGCCUAUAUUCUGAGGGGCUUAUGGACGGAGGGAAAUUUGCGUUAUAAAAUCGGCUGGGCUAGCUUGUAGUGGAAAGGAAAUUUAGCAUUUUGCUUUGUUUUACGUUGUAUUCGAGGUCAAAUUCCACGUACACGUCCCCCAGGGGGGUUAUAUUCGGAGGGAAGAUUUAACGGAGGGUUUUUUGCGUUACGAUCUUGGGGGACAUAUUUGGAGGGGCUUAUAUAUGGAGGGUCUUAUUUUCGGAUAUUUACGGUAUGUGUAUAACCCUUGUUUAGAAGUACUCACUUUUAGCAAUAAACAUAAUGUGACUAGUGUUUCUGUUUUAAAUCUAGUGAAAAUGCCCCUUCCAACUUGUAGCAACUGCCACGAGUACGCGAGAUGCGUCGAUGACAAAUGUGUUUGCCUUGAUGGUUACGUUGGAAACGGCAAAGUAUGUGAAGGUAUCUAUGAAAGUUAGUUACUACAGUUGAAUUAUUGUGCAGAUAAGAAUAAAUAGAUUUUCCAGUAUCACUGGAGAACGAAUUAUGUAUUACGUUAGGUGUUUCAUCAAAGAAUAAUAACCUGGCAAGAAAAGGUUAGCAUUUGAAUAGGGAAAAUAUCUAUGAUGCACGAUCACCCGCAAGAUGUGAACUUAUGAUCAUCCUUGGUUCUUCUGUCUAAAAUCGUAUAUGAAAAUAAUACAAAUAAACAUUGAAUGAAGGAUUAAGUUGAACCAGAAGCAUAUAACCGCGCAGCGUGUUACUUCCCCUUAUCAAGCUGGGGUUUUAGCCGUCCAAUAAGAAGCGCGGAAAAUUAUUUUGCCCAAAUAUGGAAUCAGAGAAUUCGAGGCUAAAAACGUUGAGCUUGCAACGCGUAUACAUGUAUUUCUACGCCCGAAAGAAAUCGUUUCGUGGCAUGAUGGGAUUAUAUGCUUAUGGCUGAACCGUCAGGAAUGGAAGUUCUGAAACUUAGUGAAACUUAGCCUACAAAACCUAAAUGUUGCACUUUGCAACAGUACCGAAAAAAAAAACGUUCGAAACAUAAGUAUGGGGAGUUUACAUUGUAUGAAUCAGUAGUGUCAUUAAUUCGUUAAACAUACUGCAACGAUGGCUAAAAAAUAUAAACAGUGUAAAAUACUAUAGAACCCCGGUAACUCGUGCUCUGAAGGGAUAACGAAAAACAGUUCGUGUUAGCGGGGAAUUUGAGUUAUCGGGGUAAAUUUUAGUGAAAUUUUGAUCACGGGAAAGGAAAUUAAGUUCGAGUUAGCGGGAGUUCGAGUCAUCGAGGUUCUACUGUAGUUUUAUUUAUGGAAAGCUUUAUUUGACUAAAGGUAGCUGACAGAAUGAAACUUAUUUUGCAGUGUUGAAAGGGAGUGUCAUAAACAUAACUUCAUCUCCUAUGAGGUCUCAGUCAAAUAUAGGUAAGGUCACUGUGAAUUUUGUGUCACGUGAAAUUGUGCAUAUGAUCGAGUUUUUGAGGAUGAUAUUUGUGCUAAAAAAAUCAAGUUUUUCAUGUUUUAAAAUAUCGUUACAAGCCAGUGUCAAAGAGACUCGUCAUGUAGACGGGGCGAUUAAACAAAUAAGGAGGAAAAAAACGUUUCCCUUACCGUUGCUCUAAUAUAUUCAGUUUGUUGAAUGGCUUAUUGAUUGCUCAUAAUCAUUUAUAACUUCCUUUUAAUUGCUCAACAUUUUCAAUGAAUGACCUCAUAAACGCCCCCUCUACGCUGUUAAAAUUAUAGACGCCCCUUUCUAAUAAACGCCCCCUGUCUAAUAGACACCUGCUGUGAGAAUUACUCCAAAUUACCAGAAAUCAGCCAAAACGAGUAAAAUCAUCCAAUUUAUUCAGUUUCUUGCUUGUUUAACAAGGCUUUGCGCAUUUUAUCUAAUGUGGUCAAGUUCAAAAUAGACUAGACUAACGAUGGGAAAUAACUGACCUGGAGCGAGGAUUCUAGGAUUUGAAAGGGCGAUAUGGGUCUUUGGACAGCCUAGACGUGUCAAUUGAUGGGGUGGAUAUUCCGCUAUUUUUUAACUCUCUUGAUAUUUUUUGCUUAAAUCAUAUUUAAGUUUUGAUGAGCGUGUUAAAGUUAUGAGAAUAAACGCCUCCUAGCUAUUAAACGCCCCCACUUGGACCCUAUAAAUUAAAUAGACGCCCCGGGGGUUCAGUUGGUCAUUUACAGUACUUCAAUGCACACACCCAGAAGUAAACACCAGAGCGCGACACAAGCACUGUUUCAGUAGUUUUUAUUCUCUAUUAGUGAGUAAGCCAACUUCAUGUCGAAGCAUAACCAGACUCUUCCUAAUGUUAAAAACUGUAAUGUAUCCCGGCCACAGCGAUAUCACAUCAGAGUUUCUGUCAUCCCAAUCCUUGUUACAAUGGAGGAACUUGCAGUGAAGCAAUUACAGGCUUCUCUUGCGCCUGUCCGUCAGAUUACACGGGACCUUUCUGUAAAGGUAAGAAAGAUUAUGCUUUUCGUUAACCAUUCUUUGAAAAAGACAAAAGUUGUCUUUCAGUUAGCCUGCGAGCAAGUUUGGGAGAGCCAUUUGGGAGAGUCGCGCGUGAGCGGCACGCGAGACGAGACGCGAAAGACGACGUUCUCUCGCGGCUCGCGUCGCUUGUAACUUUGUAACUUGUAACUUUAUUUGACUCACCACAAAAUACAAAUAACGAUAAAACAAGACAGUUACACAAAAGCAAAUGAAAGUGGCGAGGAAGCCCAAAAAGAAACCAUGAGGCUUAUAGACAUGAGGCUCCCUCAGAGUAAAAAUAAAGUUAACGGUAACAGUAAGGCCAGGAUCGAAAAUAAAAUACAAUGAAGGUAAGUAUAAAUUAACUAAUUACAUAGACUGAGUUGACAAAAUAUAAGGUAUGGUACAUGUAACAAUAAGUAUAAAAAUAAUAUCAGACAUGUGAAGAAAUAUAACUAUUUACUACAAGAUUUAUAACUAAUAAUUCAGUCAUAAGUUCAGUUUGAAACUUUGUUUUAACAUUCGUCUUAAGGCGCCACGGAUUCUGAGCACAAUACUUUGGCCCGUUCUAUCCGCUGGUUUGACUUCACCUAGUCGAACUAGGGUGGUCGCUAAAAUAUGCUGUUAGACUUAUCAGUUUAUUUAUGACUAUCAUAAACCAAAAUCAUCCUGAUCAAGUUAAUGAACUGAACAUACGAAAUCAUAAGGUCCAGCUAUCAUGGUUCAUUAUACGUUUCUGGGAAACUGCCGCCUACCCCUCCCCUAAGCCAACAUUAACACUUACUUCUCACUUAGGGUAAAAUGUUGGCUUUAGGGAGGGGUAGUUUGUUAGUUUCCCUGAAACAUGUAACGAUCCCCAUGAGAUGGUAAUGGGGCAGCUUAGAUGUUGCAUCAUUAACAAUUUUUGACAAAUAUGAAGCUUUUGCCAAAUACCUGUGUGGCGUUUAUGUCCACCAAAGGUUUCUCUUCCUUUUUCUCGUCUCCUGUUAUGCUUUCUAUGAAGGCUAACCCAUAAAACAUUGAAUAUGAAGUUCGUUAGUGAGUUAUCUGUCCCGUAAAACCUUUUACAAAGUUGUUUUUCAAUUUAAAAACAGAUAUAAAACCUUGCUUGGGUAAUCCCUGUCAAAAUGGAGGAACGUGUAUCGACGAAGGACUUGCUGGUGACUACAUUUGCAGAUGUAAGGAAGGAUAUAACGGCAAAAACUGUGAAGGUAUGUUCGCAGAUCAUAAAGCUUUGUAUCUGUGGUGAAAGUAAAAUACUCAGUUUCCCAAUUAUCGCAAUAGACCAUUUCAGAUUUGCACCAAGGCUCUGUUUCAAAGCGAGACUAAGUGCGAAGCUAUUGAUCACUAUUUAUUUUUUUAUUUUCAUGCAAAUAAAACUCAUUUUCUCAAGAAAGGUUUUUCACUUGGCCUCGUUUUGAAAGUGAGGGUUUUUGUAAGUCGGAAAAAUGGCCCAUUCUUCAAUAUCCCUAAUAUUGACUAAUUAACACAGUGUGUCGUGAUUUUAGUGUCUGGCAUUUUCUCUCAGUUGAUCCCGAUAUCCUCCUUUCAGUUUCUUUUCAUGACACUUGACAAACAAAUGUUAACUUUAUACUGUCCAGACAACUCUCAUGUCGGGUAGAAUCACUUCCAACAAGCUAUUUCCGAGUUGCCCAAGCCUCUGUUUCAAAGUGAGGUUAAGUGCAGAGCCUUCGAUGUGAAAAUGAUUUUUAUUCCCAUGCAAAUAACAAGAAAGAAAAGUUUUGCUCUUACCCUCGUUUAAAGGCAACAGUUUUUUUGGGACUCGUAAAUGGCCUAUUAAACAAUUUUAAUUUUAAUUAAUAAUUUUUAAUGAGCUUUCUAACUGCUGUAUGCUAUUUAAUGCCGACUCAUCAAAAUCUCAAAAUCAUGUAGAUAUUAUGUUCAAUAGAGCUAGCUCCGCAAGUCCUUGACAAUAUUACGUCGUUUUGGUACACUAUCAUCACGAAAACAUUGUUUAUCAAUUUCUGACGUGCACUUACAUAUAUUGCUGGUUUGCACGUGACGUCAUGGCAGCCAUGUUGAUUGUCAAGAACAAAAGCAUUUCUAUCCCCUGCGGGCUUAACUCUAUUGUCAUUGUAUUGACCAACAACAUGGCCGGCAUGUCACGUGGUUGCAAACCGAGAAUACUUUACGUAUUUUGUUUUCAGAUGCUGGAGUGUGCCUACCAAACCCGUGUCAAAAUGGCGGCACUUGUCGUCAGAGCCAUAACACUUACCUUUGUCAGUGCACAGAUCGUUUUGAAGGACAUACCUGCACAGGUGGGUAAUUAUUGAGUCAAAUAAUGCCUUUACCACCCUUUACGUCUUUAUGUCUUUACGUCUAUUGCGUAUGCCUUUGAUGAGCUGAAGAGAGUGUUUGCCUCGGUAUAUGUCAAAUUGCUAUUCUGUCUUGUACAUUAUGUCCUUUGAACCAAACUUUUAAAAGGAAGAUCGACUUCACAUUUUUGAUUCGAUUUUUUGAUAAUACAUGGAGGAGUUAUCUUAUGCAAUUAUUCUCAGAAAAUCUAAAAGCAACGCUAAUAUCUUUUAUAAGCAGGGUAAAACCUAAUGCGCGAUUGAGGGACCUGAUACUGCUUCACAAGUUAUUAUAAAUUUGCAAAUUGAGGUAUUGACUUCUUAGAGAAGUCACUGCCGUUUAAUUUUUUUUUCGUAUAUAUUUUUAAAACUUUUAGAAAGUUCUAUCUAACUUUUGGUUUCUUUAACAAUUAUGCCCAAGAAACCGAUCCUUGAUGCUGGCGAACAGCUCAUUUGCAUGUUAUUCGAAACAUACUAUAAUAAUUCCAUGUAAUGGAAAUCAAAGGACGAAGAACAAGCAUCCAUAAAAUAAUUUAUUAGAGUGAUGAGAAUUUUUUUUUUCUUUGUAGAGGACAAAUGUGCUAGAUGCGAUGUCCAUGCGCAUUGUGAAAAUGGAAGGUGCGUUUGUGAUGGUGGUUUCUAUGGUGGGGGGUACCGAGGGGAUUGCUUUCGGAUUGGAGGUGAGUUGAUAGUGCGUUUUUACAUGACGUCACGUCUGCCGCAUUGUUGCCCCAAAACAAUAAAGGUUAAUAAUGCUCAUCUCCAUACCCCAAAAUGACGUUGACACUUAAUGAUUCGUACACAAAGUAAUUCUCUACAAAGGAAGGAACCGCUUGACUAUCAUUACUGAUUAGAGUUAAGCCCUAAGAAUAGAGAUUAGGGUUAAGCACCGACUCAAAAAUCGGUUAGCUUCUUUUAAGGGUUAAGGUUUUUGCUAUAUACUUCCAACCCAAACCAAUUCUUCCCAACAAAUCCUUGGUAAUCUAGUGGUUUAGGUGGUGGACUGCAGAUCCGAUGCUCGGAAUCGAAUCCUGCUCGUGCUAUCCUGAAAUUUUUUCCCUAAACCACUGAAUAGACUUAGACUUUCAUGAACAUUUUAUCAGGCAGAAAUUUCAAGAGACAGAAAUGUCAUCUUGGAAAAGGAAAAUAUCUUGUAAGAGCCACUGAGAGGUAAAUGUCAGUUUGGAGUAUGGAGAUAAGUGUUAACCAACAAAAAAAACAUCGGCAAUAUCCUCUGGGAGUUGAACUCUUUUCUUAUUUUAACGAUUUCUUUUGAUGCAACAAAUUUGCACAGCUACUGGUCACGUGACUGAACUGAAAACGCUGUAUACGUGCGUGGAAUACUUUUUAUUUAGAAUAUUGUUUACACGUGACGUCACGGCGGCCGUGUUGGAGGUCAAGAACAAAAGCAUUUCUCUCCUCUGGUAACUAAACUCUAUUUUCACGUAAAUUCUUGGAGAAAAAAUUAUAUUGUUUUUAUACCCAGCGUGGCCGCCUUGUCACGUGGUUGCAAACCAAGAAUCAAGAGAAGGUUUGAAAUAAUAGAGCUGUCCGAAUUAAAGGCUCUAGUACAAAAUAAAAUUAAGACAAAAAAGAAAGAAAAAUAACAACUUUUUGGAUAAAUUAAAACGCGCAGUGUACCAAAUAAACCAGCCCACAUUUCGACUUUUUAAACCUCGAAACAAGACCAAACGAGCUUUUAGACAGUCUAAAUAGCCAAGUGUUUGGUGGCAAACCGUCUCAAACAAAUCCGAAAUAUAGUAAUACCAAAUUAAACCUUUCUUUCUUUCAGCGUCUAAUCCAAGGUUCUGUGUCCCCAAUCCUUGCCAACACGGUGGGUCUUGUUUUGAAGAGCCUAACAGCCAUCGAUGUCUCUGUACUUCCGGUUAUCAAGGCGGAAACUGCGAACUUUCUAUUGGUAAUUAGCACUUUAAAAACUGUAUACAGUCAACUUCGUUUAUAGCGGACACUGUGAGGACCUCGAGUUAGUCUCCUCAUUAGCGAGAGUCCGGGAUAGCGGGAGUUUAUUUCAGUCAAACAUCUGCAAUUAAUUUUUGCCAGAGAUUUAGGUGCUGUCCGUUGUAUGGGGUGUCAGCAAGGCGAGAGUUGACUGUAAUAUGAAGUUCGUUGGUUAAUGAAAAUUCUAAGCAAUGCAAGUUACACUGAGUCAUACUCUUGAUGAUGGAUUUGGUGAUACAUUCAACAAGACAGACUCCUUUGGCACCGACACUAUGUGUCCUCCUUUGGGAGAUAUCCGUCUUAUUGAGAGUCAACUGUAAGGAGUAAAGAAAGGUAGAGCCCAUUUCGAUAUGUCCGUUUCAGCAAGGCGGCCGUUUUAUAAGUGUCCGUUUAAAGAGAGUUGAUUUCAGUGUAAAGACUUGCGUGUACGUGCUGCCAGAUGCUCUUCGAUUUAUAAAUGCUGGUGUCUCUUGAUAAUUCCCCUCUCCAGAAACAAGCGGUAUCAGGGGAAUAGUUUCAAGCUUUUGACAAAACAAUUUCUGAGAUAGUUUGGAGGUACAAGCGAAGGUAUUCAAGGCAACCAUUAACCAAUCAUAAGUAACGCUUGUCCACCAAAAUGAUCCCAAAAACCUUUGUACCGAAAGCUUGUACCCAUUCUCCUUUCAUUUUCUGGAGUGGAAAAAAAAAAAAAAAGAAACAGGUCACGAUUGAAAAGAGCGGUAUUCAAGAUAUUACUCCGCUCUUAAUCUAAACCUUUUCUGUCUUUAUAAAGCAGCUAUUUUAGUUUGAAAUUUGGUUAAUUUCUAGAUUGUCUCUUCUUUUUAUACUUUUUUUAAGGUGCUGCCCCUCCUAUUACGAGAACACCGGACCCUUGCACUGGAGAGCCUUGUUUGAAUGACGGGGUCUGUGUUCCAAAAGGAACAAAGUUUCGCUGUCUUUGUUCAGCUAGAUUUCAAGGACCAACAUGUGAACAACGAGGUGAAUGCAUGCUGAGUCUCUCAUAAAUAGAAAAUGCACUUCUCCAGCGGAAUCUAGUCGUGUCCAAUGGAUUACCUACACGUGGUAGAAGAUUUUCGGUUUUCCAAUGGGACGCUGGAAGAUACGACUAGAGACUAGUUGACAGUAUUGCACAACGCUCCCCAUGUGCACGAGAGUAUUGCUUGUAAUGUAUCAAGCUAUUUUAGCUCAUUUCUUAGUUUGCCGAUCAUUUCAGCAAGACGAAAAUCAGGUAAAGUUUUGGCGUUACUUUACUCUUUUCUUAACGAAUAGAGCAGUAGUAAUUUUCAAUGUAACAAAGGUAUUUUGUAAUCGGUGCGAAAACCUUUUUGUUUUUGCAGCAAAGUCCCAUUGCCAUCCUAACCCCUGUCUGCACGGUGGAUCUUGUGUUGAUAUAAAAGAUGGGUACACUUGUAAGUGCCCAGGCUCCUACAGAGGAACUAAUUGUGAAGGUAUAACUAUCAAUUCUCUGCAACCAAGAGAUAAUAGGGACCUUAAGAUCGGACGACGGCGACGGCGACGGCGACGGCAACGAGAACGUCAAAACAACAACUUUGCACGUACAUCACGCUUUUUUGUGCAUUUCUUUGCCGUCACUGCACGACUACGACGUGAAACUACCGAAUUUAAUGUUUUAUAGAGGAUGUAAACAAGCAACGACAAAUUUUUCUUCUCUCUCUUAAUUUGGAUAAGGCUGUUAGGAAUUCAACUCCGGGAGGGUUCGCAUACAUUCGACAAAGUAAAUGGUUGGAAUAAUCGCGAUGAAGAUUUAAAAACCGCGAACUUACUUUUUAAGCGACGUUUUACCUGCCGUCGUCGUCCUCGCUUCUUAAGGUCCCUAAUGAUGGGAUAGAGAGGGGAACUUAGGGCGUUGGCCGCGAUAAGUGAAUUGUAUAGCCUGAGAAAACAGCCGACAUUUGGCGACGCUACCACUGGUCUCCCCGCCAAGUGACGUCUGAGAAACGAACGCAGAAAUUCAAUACUGAUGACGCGUUACUACCCAGAUUCGGGGCCUCUCCCUCAAACGAUAAAUCCUAGAUAAAACCCUGAUCCCAAAGGCGUUUCCAACCCAGUUCCAUUGUUCUCUGUGCGGAAACUAAGUACUAUACACUCCUUUAAAAGAGAGGCUUCCUCGCUGCAACUGUAGACAAGUUAUUGAAGAACACGCUUGUAGCCCCUUCACUGUAAUUGAACCUAAAAACAUUAACGAUGAUAUUAUUUUCUUUUUCCAGUGGAUGAUUGUGAUCAGUGCGAUAUUAAUGCCAUUUGCGUGGAAGGAGCAUGCAGAUGUAGAAUUGGGUAUAAAGGCGAUGGGUUCGAGUGUACAAAGGGUACGUAAACAUGUAUGUCAGUCAAAUACUUUAACGCUACUUUUACUUUUGUCAUAAAGUUAGAAAAGUUUUAAAUCCGUUCAUUGCAGCUAGCCAUUCACGUGGCACAAAGCCGCCAUGCUUGAGAGCAAAAGUCGUAAAGGAAAUUACCAUUUACAAUUAUGUAUCAGUAUGCCUUUUGUUUGUCUUGUCCCAGUGCGACUUUUGUUCUCCAGCAUGGCGGUUUUGUACCUCAUGAAUGGGAAGCGACAAAGGGCCUGUAAUUGCAUGGAAUCCCCAACAAAACCUCGUGUCAAAAACAAGUUUGGAAAGGGUACGAAUAUAAAAAUACCAAAAAAACUUGGGUACGUUUCUGGGAAACUGCCAACCUACCCCUCCCCUAAGCCAACAUUUAACACUUACCUCUCACUUAAGGCAAAAUGUUGGCUUAGGGGAGGGUUAGGUGGGCGGUUUCGCAGAAACGUAUAAUGAUCCAAAAACUUUCAUAGUCACUACAAUAGGGGAAGGGGGGUACUCCCUAUACGGGGAGGCUCCACCCGAGAGGGGUACCUUAUUCAGGCCUCAGGUAUAUGAAAGGGUAGUGAUUUCACGUGUUAAAGAAUAUGAACGGUUAGCGAAAACUGUCAUUUCGGUCUGUAAAAAGGCCCAAGAGGGCUAAUAGAUGCAUUUAUGCGGGCUGUGAAAGAGUCGAGGAGACGUUCUGGUUUUGUGAUUUAUUAAUGUUUGAUAGACAGUGCAUUUACAGCAGCUGAAAGGGAUGCAAGCAAAGUUCUAAGCCUUGGUAUUUGAAAGGGGUAAAAUUUGUCAAUAGAAGGUGUAGGAAAGGGUUACCUUUUUCUGUAAAAAAUGUUGUAUAAACAGGAUAAGGGGUUGUACCUCGGGGGCGGAGCCUAUCUGUAUACAACUUCCUUGAGUACCCCUCCCCCCCAGGAACCAGCAAAGUUAGCUGAGAGUGAAUAUUUUCCGUUCCACAGUCGAGUGUGACGUUGGUAAAAGAUAAAUUUUGUAUUUAUUUUGCAUAAGAUAUUUAAUUUAUUUUACAGUUAAAAAGUGUGGCCACUGCAGUCCGAAUGCAACAUGUGUUAGGGAUGAAUGUGUCUGCAAACCGGGAUUUAUUGGAAAUGGGAAACACUGUCAAGGUAAUUUAUAAGGUCAUUAUAAAAAUGUAUGAUGAAAAUAUGAGCGAUGAAACUCGCGAACAAAACAGAAACAACGUACAAACGAACGAAAGUAGAGCGAUUUGAUUGGUUUAUCCAACGGAUACAAACGCGCGUGGCUUUUGGUUGGUUAAGCGAACGCUCGGGUGAAAAAACUUCAUGCUCGAGAACUUUCUAGAAAUUAAUCGAUACUUCGCUUUGACGACAUACUGCAACACGAUUGGCCAAUCGAACAAUGCAAUCUCCUUAUUAGGGUUUUCUUUGGCGGGAAAACGAAGAGUCCAUGUUUUGAUUUUUUCAUCCAUUGGCUGAUAAAACAAAUAACGAACACUAAUUUUACCGAAACCAUUUUUGAAGGUCAUACGAAAAUCGCUGUAGAGGUACAGUGAAAUCCCGGGUUUUCGAACCAGCUUGAUAAAAGCAAAUUCGAAUUAUCAGGCGGUUUGAAAAAUCGAGGGUAAAAUUACAGUGUUUGACUGGUAAAGGGAGGUUAGGUUUGGUUCGAAUUAUUGGGAAUUUUGAAAAACUGAGGGUUCGAGAAAUCGGGAUUCUACUGUAGUAUAAUAAAAUAGAAGAACGUUUAAUAUUCCAUAUUGUAGUUCUCAGUGAGCGCUGUUUUCGUUCCUUGACAUUAAAAAUAAUUGUUCCGGAGCUAAAAACCUUUAGGUUGAAAAGGACCGUAUGAAUCACCACCUUUUAUUACGAGUCUUCAUCGCCAAUAACAUUGCGGCUUAACUGACAGACCACUGAUAAUAUCACGACUUAAUUGACCAAUCAGGUCAACCAGAGUUAAAUACCAUCAAGUAACGUGAUACGAAUCACUUUGACUCUGAAGAUGACUACCGCACAGGUUGACGAAACGUCAGUCACUGUCAACAACAACAGUCCUAUUCAGGACUACGUUCACCCGGACGAUCAUGCUCAACCUACUUAUGAAAUGACUCCUGGGUUCAAACCUUUCACAAAGGAAAGUUUAUAAACAGCGUCUUGCCUUCAUAUCAGUGCUGGCGUGGGACUGAAUUAUUGAUUGCAUCAAAUGGAAAGGCUUAGGAAAUUGGGAUCAUUACACGUUUCUGGGAAACUUCACACCUACCCCUCCCCUAAGCCAACAUUUUACCCUAAGUGACAAGUAAGUGUUAAUGUUGAUUUAGGGGAGGGUUAGGUGGUAAUAUCUAGAAUGUUGUUUUCUAUAGAGGACGACUGCAAAGGAUGUCCACCCCAUUCACAUUGCCUCAGGGGAAUUUGCAUUUGUGUACCAGGUUACUACUUUGAUGGUCAUCAUUGUGUUGGUAAGUACGUGAUACAAGUCUUUGUUACCACAAUAGAGAGCUUUAGAUUCUGAGACGAGGACGACUACGAGUACGAGAUUUUCUCAAUACUGAGUAUUGCUCACGCGUGAACCAGCGUCAAUUUGGCGGGAAAAACGUCACGAAGUGAUAGCCAUCGUCAUUCUACCACGAGUUUUAGCGAGUAUGUCGUAGUGGCGGGAAAAAGUUAUCAAAGUAAGUAGUUUUAUCAUUCUGCUGUCGGGAGAGGGCUUCACCUCCUUCAGUAUAAAUAACCGUACUAACUUUUUUGGUGAAAAAAGUAAAAUAAAGCUUUCCGAGGUGUCUUUUUUCGGACAACACGCGCAAAAACUUUCAGUUAAAUCUCGUACUUGUACUCGUUCCCGUCCUCAAAUCUAAAGCUCUAUAUUUAUUUCUUCAAAAACAUGAGCUUAAGAGAAAACUAUUCAUUGGUAAUAUAAGAUCGGCAGAAAGAACUGAAAUACCAUCUCUUGACGAAUCAACUGUGAUUUUACUGGUGCUUGCUUAUUACUGAUUUAAACUGAGUUUCUGCUGCCAUUUACUAGAACAUGGCAUUGUCCUCGUAGAAAGAAAGCUCUUGUUUCUUUGAACACCGCACACUCGUAAACUAUACCUCUUCAUGGCCUACAUAGUAUAAAUGAAGGAUUGACUCGAAUUAAUAGCUAAUUGAGACUGCAUUAUUCAAUGCUAAAGUGUUGUUUAACCAAUCUUAGGGGAUUCGUUUUUGUUUCGUACACUCUAACAACCCUUCUUGUACAAAUUUGCUAUUCUUGCUUAUCUCACCUGGAUGCUGCUUGCUUAUGCUAUGACGAAAACAAUUCUAGAUAAGCAAAUGCUCAUGCUCGCUUGUAGUUUACAACUACUGCGUGGAGCGUUUCUACUCUCUUGGCCAAAAUAUAUGCAAAUUUCCUGGAAAAAGGGAAGUGUUUACGUGAGAAAAGACUACUUGAGAAAAGAUUUUCUUGGUACACUUAGGGUUCGUACAGAGUCUUGAAUUCUUGAAAAAGUCGUGAAAUUUGCCCCAAAAUUUUCCAGACCUGGAAAAAGUCUGGAAAAUAGAGAUAAAGUCUUGAAAAAAUUAUAAAGAGAGUUUUUUGAAAGUAACAGUAAGUGCUUUACAAGUGAAAUUUUUUUCGUGCUGGUCAAAUCUUAUUCAAUCUCGCCUGUACGUUUACAGCGCAUCAUGGAAAAAGCGUUGUUCCUUCAAUUUUUUUUAGGUCUCUAUUGAUCACCCAUUUCAUAACCUUAAGUCUGGAAAAAGAAAUUAUUGUUUUGGAGAAAGUCUUGAAUUUUGGAUCCAAAAAUCUUUACGAGCCCUGUGCACUAACAUGGCUGCCUUUUCAUUGGUUUGGCACACCAAUAUGGCCGCCGUGACGUCAUGUAAAACGCCCUCUGAUUGGCUACACUCGACCGCUCUCUCUGAAGUAAGGCUGCGUUAUAACGGCAGCAGACGAAAAUUUAGACCGGCUGAAAUUUCGUGCGUUUAGUUGUUCCGUACACACGAAGCUACCUUAACCGUACGAAAAUUUAGACGCCUGGCAGUUCAAAGUUCCGUGUGAACGGAGCGAAAAUAUUGAAGAGUCCCGUGUGAACGAAGUGCCCGGUCAAAUUUUUCAGCCGGUCGAAAAUUCGUCCUGUGCAGUGUGAACGUAGCUUAAGUUUAACUCUUUAAGCCCCAAUAUCCAAAUACAAAUUCUCCAAACUGAUCUGCAUAGAUUUCCGCAAUGAACUGGUAAAGAGAAUUUGUUUGUAUAUCAAAGCUUUUCCCAUCAGGUGAUCAUUUUAUAAAUUCUCACAUUUUCCCUUGAUUAUGUAUUGAUUUUUUGGGGAGAAAAUUGACCUUGGUCACUCUUGGGACUUAAGGGCUUAAAACGUCAAAAUUCCUUUUGCAGCAGGAGCAGUGCAUGCACCUUAGAUGGUUGAUCACGUGACUGGACUUCUGACGUUUUGAUAUUCUUCCUGUUUCCCAAAGCCGCUGUGCACAAACCGUCACUGACUCCAAGCUGUCCUACUGAGUGUACCAAAGUAACCACUUGUCCUUCAACUUGCCCGGAUCACUGCUGUAAAAGGGCUGAUUCCCAUGCGGCAGUUGGUUGCCCAAGUCAUUGUAGCUUUAGUUGUGGAACUGCGUGCCCUGAUCAUUGCUGCAAGCCUCCUACUGUGUCAACUCUGCCGAUAUGUCCCUCUGAAUGCCACACAAGCUGUCAUGAACUAUGCCCUAUGCACUGCUGUAAAGUUUCUUCAUUUUCCGUAUCUCUUUGUCCAAGCCAUUGCAAGACUACGUGUGAUCCUCUAUGUCCCAGUCACUGCUGUUCACAACAGCUAACUCCAGCCGCUGCCCCGAUACAACCGACGUGCAAUCCAGUUUGUCAGACACAUUGCCUUCCUAAGUGCCCGAGAGUUUGUUGCAAAUUCAAGUUUGUUCUGCCCUCGACCUGUCCUAAUCAUUGCCAGGAAAUAUGCGACUCGUCGUGUCCCGCACACUGUUGUGUAUCUCAACACGUUUCCUCCAUGGAACAGGCACCAUCAAUACAAGAAUUGCAACCGACGUGCAAUCCAGUUUGUCAGUCGCAUUGUCUCCCUACGUGCCCCAAAUUUUGCUGCAAAUUCAAAUUUGUUCUGCCCUCAACCUGUCCAGAUCAUUGCCAGGAAAUAUGCCAAUCGUCUUGUCCUCCACACUGCUGUGCGUCUCAACACGUUUCUGCUAUGGAACAGUCGCAAUCAGUACAAGAAUCGUGUCCAACUAUUUGUAGUUCCAACUGCCUACCAUCGUGCCCAUCUUUUUGUUGUAAGGUGUCUCCGCCGAUGCCAAGCGCAUGUCCAAGCAGUUGCUCUGUCAGCUGCCUUCCACCAUGCCAACAACAUUGUUGUCAAGAACGCUAUCCUCCUAAUUUUUCAACGCAGUCACCUCCUAUCUGUCCAUCUCAAUGUGCAAUUCGCUGUGACAACAUGUGCCCGGCGCACUGUUGUCCUGCCUCAUCCGAACAAUCGUCAUUUUUAACAAAAUCAACGCCAGUAGGAAAUGUUCAGCCAAACGUUUCGCCACCGCAAAGCUAUGCAGCACCUACACCAUGCCCCAGUUCUUGCUCGUCGUACUGUUCACACGGUUGUCCCCAGUAUUGUUGCGUGGGGCGAGAAAUAUCUCCAUACCUAUUCAAAACCCCGGAACAAACAGUAUCACCGGUUGGAAGGUCUCUUGCGGUUCUAGAGGCCGAUUAUAAGUCGAAAGUUGUACAUCGUCUUUCAGAGUUACUAUCAAGUCCUUUAAAGCUAUGCGAGCCUUCGUGCUUCUCAAACUGUUCUGUUACCUGCCCCAAAAUAUGCUGUGAUGUUGGGAGAAAAAAGAAAAUGUUUGUAUAUAAGCGCAAGAAAAAAGCACAAAUAACCAAACCGCGG